Molecule: messenger RNA, 1727 nt
Organism: Bursaphelenchus xylophilus (pine wood nematode)
Lineage: Eukaryota; Metazoa; Nematoda; Chromadorea; Rhabditida; Aphelenchoididae
Source: the annotation of a GenBank genome assembly
AUGACUGUAACGGACCAUUCGAAACGUCGAGUUUCCUAUUACUAUGAUCGUAAGUCUUUGGUUUUAAUAAUUUUAUCUUUUAUUCAGUUUUAAUUUUUGUGUUUUAGCUAACAUUGGAAAUUAUUAUUAUGGCCAAGGUCACGUGAUGAAGCCUCAUCGUAUCCGGAUGUGUCAUCACCUUCUUCUAAAUUACGGUCUCUACCGUCAUCUUGAGGUUUAUCGUCCGUUUCCAGCCAGUUUCGAGGAGAUGACCCGCUUCCAUACUAACGAUUAUAUGCAAUUCCUACAGUCCGCUAACCCUGAUAAUUUGAGGGCAUUCAGCAAGCAGAUGCUCAAGUGUAAGAUAUCCUUUUAUAUCGUUUUAUUUUUGUUUCAGUCAAUGUUGGAGAAGAUUGUCCCGUUUUCGAUGGAUUGUAUGAAUUCUGCCAACUCUCCAGUGGAGGAUCACUAGGUAAGAGACGUUCCUUUCCUCACCUACGAAUUAAUAUUUAAACUGUUUAUAAGGCUUCUUUAUUUUUUAGCUGCUGCGGUAAAAUUGAACAAACAAAAGGCUGAUAUUGCUGUAAACUGGAUGGGUGGAUUACAUCACGCCAAGAAGGCUGAGGCUUCUGGAUUCUGCUACACAAACGAUAUUGUUUUGGGUAUUUUGGAACUGCUGAAAUAUCAUCAAAGAGUGUUGUAUGUGGACAUUGAUGUUCAUCACGGAGAUGGAGUCGAAGAAGCUUUUUAUACCACUGAUCGUGUUAUGACCGUCUCCUUCCAUAAGUAUGGAGACUUCUUCCCGGGAACUGGAGAUAUCCAUGUACGUUUAUAUUUUUAUAGCAAUAUUUUUUGUUUAGGACAUCGGAGCUGGCAAGGGACGUAACUACUCUGUGAAUGUGCCGUUGCGCGAUGGAAUCAGCGACAAUAACUACCAAAGCAUCUUCAAGCCAGUGAUGACCAAGGUUAUGGAGACCUUCAAUCCAAACGCCGUAGUCCUCCAAUGUGGAGCUGACUCUUUAAACGGCGAUCGAUUGGGACCAUUCAAUCUGACCUUGAAGGGCCAUGGGGAAUGUGUUAAGUUCUUCAGGGAUUACAAUGUUCCUUUGAUGCUGUUAGGUGGAGGUGGAUAUACUCCAAGAAAUGUAGCUAGAUGUUGGACGUACGAGACUUCGAUUGCUGUGGAUAUGCAAAUCAAUGAUGGCAAGUGAACGGCUCACAUUGUUUUUAUUAUUAAUAUUUCUGUUUCAGAAUUACCCUAUAAUGAUUAUUUCGAAUACUUCGGACCUAACUACCGCCUUCAUAUUGAGCCAUCGCAGGCAGCCGAUGAGAAUGAUCAAGUUUACCUUCAGAAAAUCCAGGAGGCCGUCUGUGAGAAUCUGAGAAAAUUGCAGGGACCUUCGAGUGUCCAAAUGCAUGGUGAGAAUAGUAUAAGAUACGAUUGUUUGUCCUUUAGUUUAAAUGAUUUAUCUUUUUUUAUUCUAGCGGUGGAAAAAGACAUAAUGGAGAUUGAUGAGACCAGGCUGAUCGACGCCGCCAAUCCAGACGAACGUCUCCCUGAUCCGAUUGUAGACAAGAUGGUGGAAGAUGCCGGAGAGUUGUAUGAUAACGAAAAGGAAGGAGGUGAUCUGAGAAACGAACAAUCUCACAAAAGGCCACAUGAAGAAGGAGAUUCCCCUGUCUCCAAGAAACCGCGAGACGAAGGGGGCGAGCCUCCGGCCGAGCCAGCUGAGCCCACGGAAAGCUAA